Molecule: messenger RNA, 264 nt
Organism: Leptosia nina
Lineage: Eukaryota; Metazoa; Arthropoda; Insecta; Lepidoptera; Pieridae
Source: the annotation of a GenBank genome assembly
AUGCAUAUCUCUGUGGUCAAGAUUUGGUUUCAAAACCGCCGCACUAAAUGGAAAAAGCAGAACCCGGGCAUGGACGUAAACAGCCCGACGGUACCACCACCAAACGCUGGUGGUUUUCCUUCUGGGCCAUAUCCUGGAGGUCUUCUAUACUCUCAUGGGGUCCCAUACCCCUUCACCGGUCCGGGACCUUACGCACCAUACUUCCACCACUUAGCAGCGAAUCAUCACCACUCGCACGGUUCUCUGGGGCAUUCCCACACGUGA